Molecule: messenger RNA, 2359 nt
Organism: Habropoda laboriosa
Lineage: Eukaryota; Metazoa; Arthropoda; Insecta; Hymenoptera; Apidae
Gene: emp
Product: scavenger receptor class B member 1
Exons: 6
Coding region: 25-1587 (520 amino acids)
Cellular component (GO): lysosome; membrane; cytoplasm
Molecular function (GO): scavenger receptor activity
Source: RefSeq, a predicted model, not a curated record
AUCCACGGUGACAGACCGAUCAAGAUGAGGGUACAUCGUGGGAUUUGUGCGAAGCUCCAAGGAGGAUUCCUGAGGCGAUGGUGGGCGGCGGUCGCUGUUGGGGCGUUGAUGGUCAUCGUUGCUGCCAUCCUGGCGGCUGUCUUCCCCAAACUGAUCGACGUCGUGCUGAAUCGAGAGAUCGCUCUGCGAGAAGGUGGCCGGACGUUCAACUGGUGGAGGGAGCCGCCGGUGAAGCCUCGGUUGAGCGUCUACAUCUACAACGUGACGAACGCCGAUGAGUUUUUGAACGAUGGGGAGAAACCGGCGCUGGACGAGCUCGGGCCGUACGUGUACGAGCAGCAGUGGGAAAAGGUCGAGGUGAAAUUCAACGAGAACGACACGGUGUCGUACAAAGUGAAGAAGCGAUUCACCUUUGUGCCGGAAUGGUCGGUCGGAUCGGAGGAGGACUUGGUGGUGGUGCCGAACGUGCCGAUGCUUUCGGCUACCAGCCAGUCGAAGCACGCGGCGCGAUUCCUCAGGCUGGCGAUGGCCUCGAUCAUGGACAUUCUGCGGAUAAAACCGUUCGUGGAGGUGUCGAUCGGGCAGCUGUUGUGGGGUUACGAGGAUCCGCUGCUCAAGCUGGCCAAGGACGUGGUACCGAAGGAGCAGAAGCUGCCGUACGAUCAGUUCGGUCUGCUGUACGGGAAGAACGCGACGAUGCCCGAUUGGUUCACUAUCUUCACCGGGCAAGGGGACGUCGGUAAAUACGGGAUGCUGGACAAGUGGAACGGAAAGAGCAGCCUCGGCCACUGGACCACGCCGGAGUGCGACGGCGUGGCGGGCAGCGACGGCAGCAUCUUUCCCCCGCGCAUCACCAAGCAAACGGUCCUGAAGGUGUUCGACAAGGAUUUGUGCAGGGCGUUGCCGUUGGUCUUCAAGGAGGAGGUGAACACCGUCGGGGACGUCCCCGGUUACAGAUUCGUUCCAGCCAGCGAAGCGUUCGCCACCCCGAGCAGGUUCGAGUCCCAACGAUGUUUCUGCCCGGCUGGCCCGCCCUGCGCUCCCGAGGGCACUUUCAACGCCUCUCUCUGCCAAUACGACUCGCCGGUUCUCCUCAGUUUUCCGCAUUUUUACCUCGCGGAUCAAACGCUCCGGGAAGCGGUGAGCGGGAUAUCGCCGCCGAUCGAGGAGAAGCACCAAUUCUACAUCGACGUGCAACCGAUGAUGGGCACGGCGUUGCGAGCCAAAGCGAGAAUUCAGAUCAAUCUAGCGGUGAGCCAGGUGCGAGACAUCAAACAGGUCGCGUCCUUUCCGGACAUCGUUUUCCCGAUCAUGUGGUUCGAAGACGGCAUCGAGGAGCUUCCGGCGGAGAUGCGAAAUCUGAUGAAGAUGGCAGUGGACGUUCCUCCGGUGGCCCGAGCGGCGGUUUCCGGUGCGCUGGCAGCGAUCGGCGCGGUCAUUCUGAUAGGAGCCCUCUUCUGUUUGGCGCGCGCAGCUAAACGCCAAGAGAAACUACAUCUGAGCAAUCCGUUGCCGGCGAGCGCGACCGCCGGUAAGACCGGUCAGCUGAACCCGGCUUUCCAGAAUUCGUCGGGUACCACCAAGUAGACAGACAGACAGACAGACCUCCAUCUCUGCCCUCGCUCUGGACCCGCUCUACAGCUCGUCGGUCGUCGUCGUGGCUUGGGAAUGAGAAAAUAGACGCGAGGGCAAUUGACGGUGUAUGUACCGCGUUGGCUCUCGCAUUCCUACCUUUGUUCGCGCGAGCCGUCUUUGUCGUGGAGAUUCUGCGCGGGAAACGCAAACGACCUCGUGGAUCGUUCGUCUUCGCCUACCUUGGUGCGCCACGAACUCAAGAAAAUGGUGGCAAAGGAAAACGGAGGAGUAAGAAGCGGGCCUCUGUGUGUUUGUACGCACUUAUGCGAGAGAGCGCGCGCACGAGAGAGAGAGAGAGAGAGAGAGAGAGAGAGAGAGAUUGUGUAGCGGGAAAUGGGUUUCGCAGAUCGGUAUAUGUACAUACCGUACUCUCUCGCGUCUCGUGUGCGUUCGAGAAGAAAUCGUUCCGUCCAACAGACGCUCGAUCGCGCGUCCGAUCACGGACGCGAGCAGUCGACUCAUCGCCCUCGGACGAUGCUUCGACGUGCUCGACAACGAUCGAGAUCUCUUAUCGUUAUUAUUCAUUAUACCUUCGUUUCUAUGUAUUUCGUUGUAAACGCGUUACUCGAGAUAGACGAUAAUGCGGUUAGGUUUCUAGAUAAAUUUAGUUUUUUAUGCUGGAGCGUAAGGAGGAGGGAGGAAAUAAAAUAGCCAAAUAGUUUUGAAAUCGGUUCGAUUCGGGACGAUUUCAAACGAUAUCGUGGAAAUUGACAAUAAAGGUGUG